This is a messenger RNA of Lathyrus sativus (Indian pea), 306 nucleotides long. The record is from the annotation of a GenBank genome assembly. NCBI's taxonomy places the organism in Eukaryota, Viridiplantae, Streptophyta, Magnoliopsida, Fabales, Fabaceae.
AUGGGUGAUUCAAAGCGAUCGGUGGAAAAUAAAGCUAAAGUUGAAGGAUCAAUAUGUGCACAUUACUUGCAUCGAGAAACAUCUCAUUUUUGCAGUCACUAUUUUAAUCACUUAAUGUUAACUCCAAGAAUCAUAAGGAAUCCUAUAAAUGUUAACGAAAGAAGUAAAUUUACCUUAUCAGUCUUCGGGCUUCCUGGUCGUCCCUUUGGAAAGAAGGGUGUGCAUUGGCUGACUCAAAAAGAAAUGCAAUCAGCACAUGUUCAUGUCUUAAUUAACUGUGUUGAAGUUAAACCAUAUCUUGAGUAA